Molecule: messenger RNA, 1292 nt
Organism: Nicotiana tabacum (common tobacco)
Lineage: Eukaryota; Viridiplantae; Streptophyta; Magnoliopsida; Solanales; Solanaceae
Source: RefSeq, a predicted model, not a curated record
UCGUACCAAACACAGCCUCUAUUUGGUUCCAUUACUAAGCUUGCACUUGUUCCAUCGCUUCAAUCAUUUGUCAGCCUCUAACCACAGGCGCCCUUUUCCUCUUCUCAAGCACUGUACCUACUACUUACUGUUUGACGUCUCCUUUUUUGGGAUCCAUUAAUCAUGCCUCCCAGAGCCAAACGCCCAAAGUUGGGAUUCCGACGAAUGGAUGCAGCACUAGAUGCAAUGGAUCGCUUAGGGUUUUCUCGUCACAUCGUCCAAAAAUCCAUUAAAGACCUCCUCAAGGUUUAUGGAGAUGAAGGGUGGAUAUUUAUUGAGGAGGCUGCAUACAAGCUUCUGAUUGAGACUAUACUUGACACGCAAGGAGAAUCUGAGUCUAAUCACGAUCAUGAGCCCCAAAAUCAGUUAGCGGAAAUUGGCAGUGGCAAUACAUGUCCUAAUUUUCAGGAAAAAAGUGAGAAUCUUGCAGAACCUUGUGAUGAAGAAGUGUGCGAAGAGCAUGAUCAAGUAGAUGGCACUCCUGUGAAACUUGAAGAACAUGAAAAACAUAUAAUUGGAAACGUUCUGCUAUUUGAGUCUAUUUUACAGGACAUUGCUCCAUUACAUUCUACUCCGGUGAAAGAUGUUUUCCCAAGUAACCAAAUUCGCAAACCAUGCUAUGGAUGGAUUAGUGAUGACAGUGAUGAAGAUGAGAAGGAUCUUGCAUCGUUAUCCUCUGGCAAAGCACAUUAACUAGUGAUAAUGAUCGAGUAUUUAUCAUAAAUUAUGGAAGCUUCGUAUCAGAAUCCAUUUGAUAUGAUGUUACCAAAGCAGGGUAUAUCUAAGAUUCUGAUCAACCUAAAUUUGUUUCAACACCAUUAUGAGGAGUAAGAAAUGUGGUAUUUGGCGGUCUUCUGGAUUAUAAUCAUCAUCCUCGUUCAUCGGAUAAUGAUAUCUCUGCUCGCGGAGAAAGGAAAAAGGUGUACAGUGAGAGUCUCCUUCUUAGAUGGUCUAUUAAACUAAUACUUCUUUGUUUAUAGUUCCAAUGAUGGUAGUUGGAGAUAAUGCUGAAGGUGGCUUUGAAAUGCAAACUUGCAUUGUUAAACAUGUAAAUAUAAUUUAUGGUUGUCUUAGUCGAGUAGGUUGCUAUGGGAUAAUCUUAUACCAAAAUGCAUUAUGAAAGUAAUUGGGGUUUAAAUCCAUGCUGUGCUGCAAGUCUACAAUUACGUAAGAUCUGAACAAGAUGUGCCUCCAGGGGCUUGUAAACUUCAUUAUAACUAUUAUUAUACUUUUUUGGCAUGCUCUUCUGGUAA